This is a messenger RNA of Cuscuta campestris, 5598 nucleotides long. The record is from the annotation of a GenBank genome assembly. NCBI's taxonomy places the organism in Eukaryota, Viridiplantae, Streptophyta, Magnoliopsida, Solanales, Convolvulaceae.
CCGAAAUUCAAUUGCCAUUAGCUCAAAAACAUAAAACUCUUAUCCCAAUCCCCAGUUGUCUCCACCUUGUCGGUGGGGUAUCAAAAAAGAUCCGAAAUUCUUGUAAAGUUUGGGAAUUGGAAUCUGGGUUUUUGUUGUUAUAGGCCCUUUGCUCCGAACUUGUUCGACAAUAUUCCUGAACGGGAUUUCUUGAAGAAACUGAUAGAUUGUUCCCCUUCGUCUCUGUUUGUUGAAUCUCGUCUCCUGCCUCCUUAACAUCUUGUGAAAGAUGGUUGCUUUUGGGAAGAAGCUAAAGGAAAGACAAGUUCAAGAAUGGCAAGGAUAUUAUAUCAACUACAAAAUAAUGAAGAAAAAGGUUAGGCAGUAUUCGAACCAAAUUGAAGCCGGGGCUUUGGACCGCCGACAUGUUCUCAAGGAUUUCUCAAGAAUGCUGGACAAUCAGAUUGAAAAGAUUGUGCUCUUCUUGCUGGAACAGCAAGGAGCACUUGCGGGCAGGAUAACUGAACUCAAUGAGCGUCAAGAAAGUCUUCAAGAGCAGCCUGAAAUAUCCAAAAUAAGUGAGCUGCGGGAAGCUUAUAGGGAAGUGGGACGUGAUCUUCUUAAGCUUCUUUUCUUUGUUGAAAUAAAUGCCAUUGGGCUGCGGAAAAUAUUAAAGAAGUUUGACAAACGCUUUGGCUAUAAAUUUACCAAUUACUAUGUCAAAACACGGGCCAAUCACCCCUAUUCGCAGCUUCGGCAAGUUUUCAAGCAUGUGGGACUAGGGGCAGUUGUUGGAGCAAUAUCUCGUAAUCUUGCAGAACUGCAAGACCGUCAGGGAAGCUACUUGUCUAUUUAUGACCAGCCUGCUCUUCCCCUUCAGGAUCCUGUUGUCGACUCAAUAAGAGCAGCAACAGACAGGUUAACUCAUUCAACAAACUUCCUAAGCUUUUUGGGCCAGCAUGCACUUAUAAUGCAAGAAGAGUUGCCUAGUGCAGUUGAAGAAGAUGUUGAUGAUCAAAGAUACCAUUUUAUGUCACUCAUGUUGAACCUGGCCAACACUUUCCUUUAUAUGGUUAAUACAUAUAUUAUUGUUCCCACAGCAGAUGACUAUUCUAUGAGUCUUGGUGCUGCAGCUACGGUUUGUGGCAUUGUGAUUGGGUCAAUGGCAGUUGCACAAGUUUUCUCAUCGGUGUAUUUCAGUGCUUGGUCAAACAAGUCUUAUUUCAGACCUUUGGUAUUUAGCAGUAUAGCUCUUUGUAUAGGCAAUAUCCUAUAUGCACUCGCCUAUGACUUGAAAUCACUACCAGUUCUACUGAUAGGGAGAUUAUUCUGCGGUUUGGGUUCUGCAAGAGCAGUGAACCGAAGGUAUAUCAGUGACUGUGUGCCACUUAAAAUCCGAAUGCAAGCUUCGGCAGGCUUUGUAAGUGCCAGUGCUCUGGGAAUGGCAUGUGGUCCUGCACUUGCCGGCCUACUUCAAGCUGAUUUCAAACUAUACAAGCUAACAUUGAACAAAGAAACUUUACCCGGUUGGAUUAUGGCUUUGGCAUGGUUAAUGUAUUUGGUGUGGUUAUGGAUCUCAUUUAGAGAACCUGUGCAAGAAACUGAAGAAAUCAAUGUUACACAUGAUUCCAGUGCAGUGCCAGAUAACGCUGUGCUAGAGGAAGGUCUCGCGAAACCACUGCUCAUAAAAUCUGAAGAACAAGAUGGUGAUGGUGACCAAGAAUGUGAUGAGAGCGAAGAAGCCCCAGAGGAGUCUCGACUGCCCGCCAACUCCAUUGGAUCAGCAUACAGAUUAUUGACUCCAUCCGUGAAGGUUCAGUUGUUGAUUUACUUUAUGCUGAAAUAUGCUAUGGAGAUUUUACUCUCGGAGUCCAGCGUUAUCACCGAAUAUUACUUCCAGUGGUCAACUGGCACUGUCUCAAUCUUUUUAGCAUGUCUUGGCUUAACCGUUCUUCCGGUAAAUAUUGUUGUUGGAAGCUACAUAAGCAACAUGUUCCAAGACAGGCAAAUUUUGCUGGCAUCUGAGAUUGUGGUUUUCUUUGGAAUACUCCUCAGCUUUCAAGUAAUGGUGCCAUAUUCUGUGCCACAGUAUGUCAUCUCUGGGCUGAUAAUGUUUGUGUCUGCAGAGGUUUUGGAAGGUGUGAACUUGUCCCUCCUCUCCCGAGUCAUGUCGUCCCGUCUUUCUCGUGGAACGUACAACGGCGGGCUCCUGUCGACGGAAGCCGGCACAAUAGCCCGGGUCGUCGCCGACGGAACCAUAACGGCUGCCGGUUAUUUGGGGCAGAGCAGACUCUUAAAUGCCACACUGCUUCCAUCACUUGUCAUUUGUGUUGCAUCCAUUGUUGCCACCUGUUGUACUUACAAUUCCUUCCCUUCCCUUGAGCUUUUCCUCCAUAUGUACGAGGUCUUACCCGGGGGUAGUAACUGUCCGGGCUUCGUUUAUUUCCAUUCACGCAACAAGAGGAGUUUUGUGACCGGUCUUCCUCCUAGCCAUAAGAAAUGGAAACGAAGAUUUGUUUUCAUUGAGUUCCCUUCUAACCAAUUCCCUUUCACUAACCCUGAAUGGGCUGACCGGGUGGUAAAACCUGAAAGGGUUCACCCGGACCCCACUCCCGAGCUUGAGGACGCAUGUGAGAAACUUCUCAAGGGUGAUCCUGUGACCGGGAAACCUUACACCUAUGGAGGCUGGGUGUACCGGUUGUCCAACCCGGAUGGGGGUAUGUCUGCGACCCAUGACGCAGAAGAUGACCGGGCCAACUCCCCGGAUGGUCAUGCUGAGGGCAGUUCUCCUCAUCCAGAUAAGAAGGUGAAGUCCCCUUCGGCCACCCAUCUCUUCGAGGAUGACCGGUUUGACUCUCUUCAGGCCCAUAUCGAAUCCAAGCCUAAGGAGGCCGGUCAAUCUUCUUCCCGUGCUAAGGGCCACAAAAGGAAAGGGUCCCAUAAGAGUUCCAAAGGGGGCAAGAAGAAGAAGACCGGGUCGCUUGAUCUGGAGGGGGAGUCGGUUGAAGAGGCCUUCCUUGCAUUGACCAGAAGACUCCAAAAGGUUGGAGUCCUUUCUGAAGAAAUUGGUCAGUCACUCAUUGAACCAACCAACCAGUCCCCUCAACUGAAUCUCCUGCUUGAAUCGGCCAAGUCAGAAAUAAAUGACCUGGUCGAGAGGGAGAGACGGUUAGAGGUAGAGCUGAGGAUUGAGAGGGCCAAGCUUGAGGAGGAAAGGGCCUUGCUAGAGGAGGAGAGGGCAAGAUCUGCUCGUUUGGAGGAGGAAGGGAAGAGGAAGGUUGCCGAACUUGAGGAGGCGUUGGCCCAAGUGGAAGAAUCUGCCCGGGCAAAGGAGAAGUCUUUUCCUGAUGAUGCUGCGACUUGGGCCGCCUGCCACCACACUGAAGUUGCCCGGUCCAUUCUCACCAAUCCGGAGGACACCAUGGACUUUUUCAAAGUCAUGUCAUCUCAUGUCCUGGUCUCCAGAGUUGAAAACGUCCAGGUUACUUCGUUCCUGGUUUGUCUUCUGAUCCGGAUAACUUCCAGGCGUUUGAACGCCGAAUCUCGGGUCUUGCUGGGUUUGGCUAUAGCCUUACCCUUCCUCCUGCGGGCCGCCUCUUGCUCCGCCUCAUCGACCUCAUGGACAUUUGAGGGUGCUGCUUCAUUCAUGGUCCCCGUCAGAUUCACCGGGCGUAUAGGGACCAUCCUAGGGACAAAUGUCGAUGGGGUCGACACCGAAGCUCCGAAUUACUCGUUUCUGCGGCAAGCAACGGCGGCGCCGGAAGUGUCACACUAUGAUUACAUCAUCAUCGGCGGUGGGACCGCCGGGUGCCCGCUGGCGGCGACGCUGUCGCAGAACUACAGCGUGCUUGUGCUGGAGCGGGGCGGGUCGCCGUACGGGAACCCGAACAUAACCCACAUGUCGGCGUUCGGGGCGGCCCUCUCGGACCUCUCGGAGUCCUCCCCGUCCCAGAGGUUCAUCUCGGAGGACGGGGUCAUCAACGCGCGGGCCCGCGUUCUGGGCGGCGGGAGCUGCCUGAACGCCGGGUUCUACUCGCGGGCCGCGCCCGAGUUCGUGAGGCGGAUGGGGUGGGACGGGCGGGCGGUGAACGAGUCGUACGAGUGGGUGGAGGAGAAGGUGGCGUUCCGGCCGCCGGUGAAGGCGUGGCAGUCGGCCGUGAGGGAGGGGUUGCUGGAGGCCGGGAUUCGGCCGUACAAUGGGUUCACUUAUGAUCAUAUUAGUGGGACUAAGGUGGGUGGGACCAUUUUCAACUCCUCCGGCCACCGUCACACCGCCGCCGAUCUUCUGGAGUAUGCUAACCCGGCUCGCCUUACUGUGCUCUUGCAUGCUUCCGUCCACCGAAUAUUGUUUACCAACAAAGGAAAAUCAAAGAUAGUGGCCAAUGGAGUGGUGUUCAGAGAUGCAUCAGGGACAAGACACCGGGCAAUCUUGAUGAGGGGGCCCAUGAACGAAAUCAUCGUGUCCGCUGGAGCACUGGGCAGCCCACAACUGCUAAUGCUCAGCGGAAUAGGCCCAGCCCAUCAUCUUCGGGCCCAUAACAUCAGCGUUGUAUUGGACCAGCCCAUGGUCGGGCAAGGCAUGUCCGACAACCCGAUGAACGCCGUCUACAUCCCGUCGCCGGUUCCCGUCGAGGUUUCCCUCAUCCAGGUCGUCGGAAUCACCCCCUCCGGCAGCUACAUUGAAGCCGCUUCCGGCGAGAACUUCGGCGGCUCCAGCACUCAUUACGGAAUGUUCUCCCCUCAGAUCGGACAACUAUCGACGGUGCCGCCAAAACAAAGAACGCCGGAGGCCAUAGCCGCCGCCAUCGAAGCAAUGAGCCAGCUACAGCCACCGGCAUUUCAAGGAGGCUUCAUCCUGGAGAAGAUAAUGGGGCCCAUCUCCUCUGGCAACCUCUCGCUCCGAACUCGGAGCCCGGACGACAACCCCGUCGUCACCUUCAACUACUUCCAAGAACCGGAGGACCUUCGGCGCUGCGUGGAGGGGAUCCGAGUCAUCGAGUCCGUCGUGGAGUCCCGCCCGUUUUCCCGGUUCAAAUACGACGACAUGUCGUGGCAGAUCCUGCUCAACAUGACCGCCGCCGCGCCGGUGAACCUGUUGCCUAAGCACGCCGGUGCGCCGGUGAACCUGGAGCAGUAUUGUCGGGACACGGUGAUGACGAUCUGGCAUUACCAUGGUGGUUGCCAGAUCGGCCGCGUCGUCGACGAUGAUUAUAAGGUGGUUGGAGUUGGGAAUCUCCGGGUGGUGGAUGGGUCUACUUUCCAUUAUUCUCCGGGAACUAACCCUCAGGCAACUGUUAUGAUGCUCGGAAGGUACAUGGGAGUGAGGAUUUUAAGUGAAAGACUUGGCAAACAAGACUAGAAGUGAUGAUGAAGAAGCUGUUUAUAUAUAUACAUAUACUUGACUUUUUCUUUUCAUUUUCUUUUUUUUUUUGAAAAAAGUCUAGCAAAAAUUGAUGCAGGGGUAUAUAUAGAGGUGAAGUGUUAUAAUAAUGUACGGAUUAUAUAUGCAAUUCAUUGAAUAAAAUAGUUCACCCUCCUUGAGCAAUAUUUUGUUAUCAUGUUUUAAUUUUUAGAUUUUAGAGAUUAGUUAGUAUCAUUAAAGAAAUCUUAAAUGCUAAC